GAAGGAGCAGAGUGUGCUGUCUCCAGUUAACUGUUGGAACCUGUUGUUGAGUCAGGUGAAGAGGGAGAGCCGAGACCACGCUACCCUGUCUGACCUCUACCUCAAUAACAUUAUACCGCGCUUCGCCCAGGUCAGCGAGGACUCCGGACGACUCUUCAAAAAGAGUAAGGAGGUUGGUGUCCAGCUUUAGGAGGAUCUGAUGAAGGUUCUGAACGAGCUCUACGCGGUGAUGAAGACAUACCACAUGUACAACACAGACAGUAUCAACUCUGAGAACAAACUGAAGGAUGCAGAGAAACAGGAGGAGAAGCAGAUGGGGCGUUCUGGUCGUCAGGACGACAGACAGACUCCCAGGUCACCUGACACACUGGCCAGCGUCAAGACGGAGGAGAAACAUGUCCGACGCUCCCUCCAGUUCAAAAGUCAACUAGAAGAAAGCAUCGAGAGACUAACGUGUACACAAGUGCGUAGGCAGGCUAAGUACACAGAGAACAAGCUGAAAGCAAUCAAGGCGAGGAAUGAAUACCUGCUGGCUCUGGAGGCUACGAACAGCUGUGUCUUCAAAUACUACAUCCACGACUUGUCUGAUAUCAUCGACGUGAGUACACACACACACACAACCUGUUGGACAUGGCACACCUUCUCUCUCUAUCCAUCCAUCCAUCUCUCUCUCUCUCUCCAGAUGGGGGUAGUAUGUGCCCAGCAGCCGUUAGAGGGGGAGUUACUCCAGAGGUGUCAGCAGCUGCAGUCCCGUCUCUCCACCCUCAAGAUUGAGAAUGAGGAGGUGGAAGAAGAUAUGGAGGGCACUCUGUCGACAUCCAGGACAGUGGUCACUGCGAGGACGAUCCAGGUGGAAGGACUCAUUGAGGUCAGCGAAUGUGUUCUCGAACACCACAGCACUCCAGGAGUCGAGUCAAGUUCCACCAUGAGCCAAUCAUUCGUCAGCAAAAACGCCAGCCUGGGCCAAGAGACGGCCAAUCAACAGGAAACGCAACAGUUUACUCACGAGUUGUGUAUAAAUAGUAUCUCUGGAGCUGUAAUGACAGAGCCAUGUUUUUCUCUUUCUUUCUUUCUCUCCCUCCCCUUCUCUCUCUCUUUCCCUCUCUUCCUCCUCUCCAGUGACAGGAGGAACUCUGCACUACGGAAUCAGGAGGCUGGCCAUGUCAUCCCCCUGAUGGUGGAGAGCUGUAUCCGCUUCAUCAGUCGCCAUGGUCUGCACCAUGAGGGCAUCUUCAGAGUGUCUGGCUCUCAGGUGGAGGUCAAUGACAUCAAGAACGCCUUUGAGAGAGGUGAGGACCCGUUGGCAGGAGAUCAGAAUGAUCAUGACAUGGACUCCAUCGCUGGUGUUCUAAAGCUCUACUUCAGAGGACUGGACCACGCCCUCUUCCCCAAGGAAGUCUUCCAUGACAUCGUAUCCUGUGUCUCUAUGCGAGAACCUGCAGGACGAGGCUUCCACAUCAGGAAGGUUCUGCCUGCUCUGCCCCAAACCACUCUCAUCAUCAUGAGAUACCUUUUGCCUUCCUCACUAGUGAGUAAACGCUGCACUAACGCUAUUACAACACAAAUGAAACGUUACCACAGGUCGUGAGUAACAUACUGGUGAUCCCACUGCACUACCAAAGCUGUGCUCGGGCUAAUCAGGAAUGUUCUAUUCAGGAGGU
Salvelinus sp. IW2-2015 is the source of this 1661-nucleotide messenger RNA. The record is from RefSeq and is a predicted model, not a curated record. Lineage: Eukaryota; Metazoa; Chordata; Actinopteri; Salmoniformes; Salmonidae.